Molecule: messenger RNA, 9675 nt
Organism: Podarcis muralis (Common wall lizard)
Lineage: Eukaryota; Metazoa; Chordata; Lepidosauria; Squamata; Lacertidae
Gene: NFIA
Product: nuclear factor I A
Biological process (GO): regulation of transcription by RNA polymerase II
Cellular component (GO): nucleus
Molecular function (GO): DNA-binding transcription factor activity, RNA polymerase II-specific; RNA polymerase II cis-regulatory region sequence-specific DNA binding
Source: RefSeq, a predicted model, not a curated record
GGAGCCCUGCCUGCAAACGGCUCCUGCUGCCUGCGCUACCCAGUAUUGCACUGAGAGCCUGGGAUCGGGGAUCGGGAGGGCUGGCCGAGCAGUAGCACCGCAGCCCCCCUCCCCCGGGCAAGGCAGCGAGCGAGCUGCUGCUGCUGCUGCUGCUGCUGCUGGAGGAGCGGUGCAGAGCGGAGCAGCAGCAGGAGCAGGAGGCGCGCGGGCAGGUUCCCGGGGAAGCUGGAGGGAGCCGGGCGCUGUCGAGAGGCUGCCCGGGCUGCGAGCGCGGGGGGAAGUGCGCGCUAUGCCUUUAACGCCCGGGCACAGGAGACAUGUCUAGCGUGUAGGCUAGGGAAACUCUAGGCGGGGUUAAAGUUCAGCUCAUGGAGCUGAUCAGCGCUGCUGGCUGCAGUUGAGCAGAGUUGGAAAUGUGAAAGCAAGAAGCAGGCUCGGCUCUUCCCCCCUCUUUCUUUUUCUCUCUCUCUCUUCUCUCUCUCUCCCUCCCUCCCUCUCUCCCUCCCUCCCUUUCUCUCUCUCUCUCUCUCUCCCUCUCACUCACACACCUCCAAGCCACAAACCCCCCCGCAGCAACCAUGUAUUCUCCUCUCUGUCUUACCCAGGAUGAAUUCCAUCCCUUCAUUGAAGCACUUCUUCCCCACGUCCGAGCAUUUGCAUACACAUGGUUCAACCUACAGGCUCGAAAGCGAAAAUACUUUAAAAAACACGAGAAACGCAUGUCAAAAGAAGAAGAGAGAGCUGUGAAGGAUGAAUUGCUAAGUGAAAAACCUGAGGUCAAACAAAAAUGGGCGUCCAGACUUCUGGCAAAACUACGGAAAGACAUCAGGCCUGAGUAUCGGGAGGAUUUUGUUCUAACUGUCACGGGGAAAAAACCUCCAUGUUGUGUUCUUUCCAAUCCAGACCAGAAGGGCAAGAUGAGAAGAAUUGACUGCUUACGCCAGGCAGAUAAGGUCUGGAGGUUGGACCUUGUUAUGGUGAUUUUAUUUAAAGGUAUUCCGCUUGAAAGUACUGAUGGCGAACGCCUUGUAAAGUCCCCACAGUGCUCAAAUCCAGGGCUGUGCGUACAGCCGCAUCAUAUAGGGGUUUCUGUUAAGGAACUCGAUUUAUAUUUGGCAUACUUUGUGCACGCAGCAGAUUCAAGUCAGUCUGAAAGUCCAAGCCAGCCAAGUGAAGCUGAUAUCAAGGACCAGCCAGAAAAUGGACAUUUGGGCUUCCAAGACAGUUUUGUCACAUCAGGCGUUUUCAGUGUGACUGAGCUAGUAAGGGUCUCACAAACACCGAUAGCUGCCGGAACAGGGCCUAAUUUCUCACUCUCAGAUUUGGAAAGUUCCUCAUACUAUAGCAUGAGCCCAGGAGCAAUGAGGAGAUCCCUACCAAGCACUUCCUCUACCAGCUCUACAAAGCGCCUCAAAUCUGUAGAGGAUGAAAUGGACAGUCCUGGUGAAGAGCCAUUUUAUACAAGCCAAGGGCGGUCUCCAGGAAGUGGUAGCCAGUCAAGUGGAUGGCAUGAAGUGGAGCCAGGAAUGCCAUCGCCAACUCCAUUAAAGAAGUCAGAGAAGUCUGGUUUCAGCAGUCCCUCGCCUUCGCAGACCUCCUCCCUUGGAACGGCAUUCACACAGCAUCAUCGACCUGUCAUUACAGGACCCAGAGCAAGUCCACAUGCAACACCAUCGACUCUUCAUUUUCCAACAUCACCCAUUAUUCAGCAGCCUGGGCCAUACUUCUCACACCCAGCAAUCCGCUAUCAUCCUCAGGAGACUCUGAAAGAGUUUGUCCAACUUGUCUGUCCCGACGCUGGUCAGCAGGCUGGACAGGUGGGGUUCCUAAAUGAAGACUUUCACCUGCCGUGGUCCCAAAGAUUCAGCUUCAUGCUUUCUGACUUCAGCACUUCCAAGCCCAAUGGUAGCAGUCAAGGCAAGGUGCACAAUCCAUUCCUUCCUACCCCAAUGUUGCCGCCGCCACCUCCUCCACCAAUGGCCAGGCCUGUGCCACUGCCAGUGCCAGACACAAAGCCUCCAACCACGUCGACAGAAGGAGGUGCCGCCUCUCCCACUUCACCAACCUACUCGACACCCAGCACCUCCCCUGCAAACCGAUUCGUCACUGUUGGACCACGGGAUCCAAGCUUUGUAAAUAUCCCUCAACAGACACAGUCCUGGUACCUGGGAUAAAACUCACAGCUUCCCACCACCCACCAGACAGACCACCCGACCCCUUCCCGACUCUGUAACAUGGAAGCAGCAGCAACACAGUGCAGUUACUUCGCAUCCAUGGAAGGGGAGAUGAACAGAUAUUGACAGCAAGCAACUGCUCGCAUUCAGAAACGGCAAAAGUUAUGGUUGAUUGACAAGGGCCGUAACAUUGUUUGGGGGGGGCGGGAGGAGGGGAUUUUUUUAAAACAAAAGAACACCUUAGUGACCGAUGUAAUUUCUCAUAUGGUGCUGGAAAUGUUUGGGCUUCAUAAUUUUUGAAGUGUUUCAACUGGUAGUGUAAGCAUUAGGGACACUGGGUAGUAGAGCUAGCCUGCUGGCUGCUUACUGACUUGCUGUUAUAACACUUUCCACAUGGCGCCUAGCUGUUUUACAGUAUUUUCACUGAUUAAUUUCGCAUAUAGGUGUGGGACUUCUUGAGAGAUCAUGAGGAACACACAUACAUGAUAACUUUUGUAGUAGCUGAAUUCUGCAAUAUAGAACUUACAGGACAGACAUGGGGCAUGUUUUUUUCUGUAACAUAUCAGGUGUUUUGUUUUGUUUUUAAUUUUACAGUCGGCAGUUAGAUACGUGACAUGAAUCAUAAGAGCAUUAUCAAUAGGUUGAUUUCCACUCAAGUUGCAGAGAAAUAUAAAAUAUCAACCUACUGCUGUUCACAUGAAAAAGAAAAAAAGGGUUUAAAUGCUGCACUUAGAUGAAACAUUUUUGACGAUUUUCAACAUGAUAUAAAAUCCACACGGAAAUGGGGAAGUUGGUCUGUUUUGAUAGAAACUGACAGGAAUCAAUCAAAACAAUCGAAUUUUGAAUUGAGAAAAGUGCAAUUUCAUUGGAUAGCUAAAUAUCUUUGUAAGAUAGAGAUUGUUGAAAAUUCUAUUUUUGUUUUCCAAGUCCUACCACCCCAGGACUCUAAAUUAUCGGGGUAAAAAACAGCCUUGCAAGAAAAAAAAAGGGGGAGCUAUUUUUGCUUUUUAUGUUUUUUAUUGUUAAACUUGUAUCCCUUUAAAACUGAAGGAAAUUUAAAAAGAAAUGCAAAAUUUAAUGGUGCUUUUACCACAAUAUGUUAUCUACAUUAAAUGCUAAUUAAUCAUUUUCUGUUAUCAAAGCACAUAAUUAAAAUUAAAUCAUAAUAUCUGUUAAUUUUAUAAGCUAAAAGUCACUAUAAUAGAUUAUGCCAAUUCUGAUAAAAUCAUGUGUGUUUCCGGCAAUAUAGGGUAUAUCACUUCUCAAAAUACUUUGGCCACAACCAGACACGGAGGUAGGUGUGCUUAAGCCCAUUGAAACAAAUGUCCUUAAGUAUGCUUCACUCUGAGUUGGACUGUGGCCCUUGAGCUAAUAAGAGAAAGCUGUCCAGAAAAUAAAACGCCUUUGUGUCCCUGAACUGGCGUUGGUUUUUUUCUGAACUGCAAAGGUAACAAAACAGAAGCAAAAUGCUGAUUCUACAUCUUAUACCAGUUCAAAGCAAGGACACUUGCUGAGAAGAAGAAAAAAAGUUUGGACCCAAAAUGUCCUGAUCUUAUGUACAAAAAAAAGAAAAAGGAAAAAAACAACAGGAAAAAAAUGCAAGUGAUUUUUUUUUUCCUACCAGACAGCGGAGCACCCCUUUGCUUCCCAUGCAACUUUAAGAAGGUUUCCUAUAUUAUACAUAUAUAUACGUUCUGGUUGGCGAGUCUCGCUAAUCAGAGAAAUUCUCUGCAUGUUCUAGUGUUAGUAACUAAUUUUUAUAUAGUUAAUGUAGGGUAAAGUAGAGUGCAUUAAGACACAAUAUUGUAAUCCCUAAUCCAGGCACUUGCCUUUAAACUAUGUUUGUUCGGCCCUUCAGAAGGGUUUCUACUACUGUCCUAUACAAUCAAGUAAACUGAAUUUCUUGGGAAGACACUUUGCUCCUCAUCUUUUCCCUGAAACUAAUUUUUUGUUUUGUUUUGUUUUAUUGAUUUGCACGAAACAAAAACAAAAAAAAAUUCCAUAUCAAUGUGCCUUGCCCUGGAUAGCGAUUAUUUGUGGAAUUGUUGCACAUGUUCCUAUAUUGAAAGGGGUUUUUUCCCUAGUCAAGCAUUUGGAGACACUUUUUUGUAAAUGUGACUUUUAUGUCAGCCAUUGUCAGUUUCAGCAUCUUAGAAUUCAGUAGGAUGUUAGUUGUUCCACAGAUAGCGGUAGUGUUUUCUUGUCCUGUACGGUCAGUGGCAGUGCUAUUCUGAGAUCUGUAGAUGCUAGAUUAUCAGUAUUUUUGAUGUUGCUGCAUUUUACAUUUUAUUUGGAGUCUUCCUUUUGUUUGUUUUUUUGUUUUUUCCCAGAUAUAUGAAAAUAUGCAAUACCUGCUUAUAUCAUGUAGAAGAAAAGCUUAGCAAUUCUUAAUUUUUCUUUAAAUUUUUUUUUAUUUGACCAAAGUCGGUGCUGCACUUGACGCAGUGUAUUUUAGGUGUUUGUCUUUGUACUUUUUUGUGAUUUUUGAAUGCACACGCAGGAAGGGCUCUUCUUAGAGAAGCAGUCAAACUGUGAAGCACUAAGCUGAACCCUGCUUCAAGCAAUUUUUGUUUUACAACUGUUCCUUUCACAAGCAAGCCUUAAAAAAAACAACCUCCCUUUUUCUUCAAAUCCCACACCCAUUUUUAUUAGCAGAUUGCAAUCAAUCCACAUUCAAUAAAAAGUAUAUAAUGCCCAUUUUUAUAUGCACGUUUUUAAAACUUCCAAGUUCUGAAAAUUGUUUACUGGUUAUUCUCUAUUUAAGGAAAAAAAUGUUUUGGAUUUUCAUAUAUGUCAAAUAAGUGGUUGAGUAGUCAUUUGCUCCGUUGUAUUGUGUGAUUGUUAGUGUUAUGGUAUCACAUCCACUAGCCAGCAUCCUUUGCCUUCCCUAUAGCACUUAGCAGGGCAUUACUUUAUUAAAACAUAUGUGCACUAAAAAAAAAUAAAAAAUAAAAAAAUUAGCAGCUUUCAGUGCUUCACAGUGAAGGGAAAAAAAGCCUAGACAAACAUUUUGUCAGAACCUUGCUAUAAGCCAAGGUAUAACCAGUAAAUUGGUUGUAUAUACAACAAAAUUGCACCCUUUUUUAAAAAAACAAAAACAAAGCAAACUAAGCAAUAGUUUGGGCAGUUAGUUGUUUUUAGUGAGCAUGCCGUAGUCAUGGCCGCAAAGAGAGAGAGAAUCAAAUCUGCCCACUCAGAAGCGAUGUAAUUUGUAUGUUGUAUAGUUUUAUUGAUUACACUGAUUUAUUCUACCCUAUUUUAUAAUGCAGGACUUUUGUAAUGUUGUUUAAAUGAGGAAAAUUUCUGUCAAAUUAGCUUAGUGGAAUUUCUGAUUGUUCGUUAUAAAGGCAGCAUUCAUAGAAUUGCUUUUUCCCCCUCUGGGAACUGGAUUUAAGUUGAAAACUUUCCUGUUUCCUUUUUGUAUGUAUUUAAAUACAGUUAUUUUUUUCCCCUCUCUCCUUAUCUCAAUAGUAUAGCAUAUUCCUAUGCUUGAGAAGUAUAGGCUACUGAAGAACCAUUGUAAAUGGACAUUGCAGAUAUGCUGUAUUUUUGAAGGUGUUUUAUCGUAUUAAGUUUGAAGAUGGUAAAGUUAGGGAAUUCUGAUCGGAAUCUCAUAAAACAAAUUGUUUUAAAGGCUUUAAACAUUAGGUAGGCGGUCAAGGGUGUUUACCAACAGGGGUUGUAAAGUAUUAAAGACACUAAAUUAAAUUUUGGUUCAUCUUAUUGUCAUGCAGAAACACAGCAGUUCAGAUCUGUUCAGGUGUGGAGAACAAACAGAGUUUUAUUCCUCAAAGUAGAGCAGAGAAUGGAGAUCUGAGGAGAGACAACUGCAUGGGGUGUGCAGUCUACAAUAGAGAAAUAAUCCUGGGUCACACUUCAGAAUCAGAUUCACAUGUCCAUUCCCCAUUUCAAAAUUGCUUUUUAUUCUUUGUGCAAACAACUUUUCUUUCUGAUCCUUUCUUUUAAAACCGCCAGAUGCACAACACCGGCUCCCACUCCCAUUUUCCUCCUCAGUCCGCCCCCUGCAAAAUAACACUGCUCUCUGUGAAUUGACUCCACUAGUAGUUUCCUAUUCUUUCGACCACUUUUCAAAAUAGGACUUUAGCUUGUUGUCAUUCUGCACACCCCUGCAAUAAAGUAUUUAUUAAUCAUGUUAUAUAGUGAUAUCCAACAUCAGUCACCGGGAGUAUACCUUGGCUGUUUGGUGAUCUCUCCCUCUUCUCUUAAGAGUUGAAAAGUGAAGGAAUAGAACCUUUUUUCCCCACAGUAUUCAGUCAGCCCACAGGAAUAUGUAAAAUUCCUCUACCUAGUUUUCUUUCACAGUUUUCUUUUUGUUCCAUAUAUUUUGCAGCUUUGUAGUAACAGUGUUAACAUUUACUGUACACAUACAUACAUACAUACACACACACACACAAAACAAAAGACAAAAAAAACCAAGAUACGUGGCAUAAAACAGGUAUUUUUCCUUGCGGUUUUUUUUUUCUUUUUAAACAAAAUGUCACUUAAUAUUAUACUUUACAUUGUGUCUCUGGAAAUAUCUUUCUUUUUUUAAAAAAAUGAUUUUACUUUGGUAGAAGGCCUCCAUAGAACAAACAUUGCAAACCACGACCGGCAUGAAAAUGUAAGGAGAGCUUCAAUGGCACCUAAAAGAAACUCAUCUUUCAUGAGAUCUAUUGGGGGAGGUCUCAUGAAGUGAACUCUGCCUACCAGGCAAGGUUUCCAUUAAAUCAAGCUUACAAAGCCAAUUUUGUCUUGAAGUCAAUGCAUGUAUUACUGUUUGACAGUAAAACCCGGCUAUGCCACCAUCAAGUCCAAGGCUGUGCAAUAGUCUAAUUAGUAUCGAGUACAUUUUCCUUUUAUUUUUUCCAAUAAAAAAGCAGUGGGAUGAAAAUUGCUUUGAUAUAUAGCAGGUAACAUUGAAGCUAUUCCAUAGCACUUAACUGUAGUGAAUACUGUGUCACCAAUUCUGAAAUCAAUUUAAUGUUUAAUGCAAAUCCAUUACAUGGUGCUAUUACAGGCUGGCAAAAUGAUUUACAAAAAUGUGACAACUUGGGGCUCAAUUCACUCUGCUUUCCAACAAUGUAAAUGCAUAGCAGUGUUUAUCUGCAUGAGAACUAUGCACUAAUAUAAAUCUGAAAAAAGAAAUAUAUCAACUUUGGUAUCUAGUUUCCGUUUACUUCAAUCCUUGCCUUUUUGGUCAUUAUUAUAAAUGCCAGCUUUAGGACAGAAAGAAAUAUAAGAAAACCAGCAUAAUACCUGAUAUAUUAAAAAUGUAGUGCCUGUGAAAUCUGUAUUAUAUUGCUCUUCUGAAGUAAGAUUUUUUCUACACCAGUAGCCUUCGCUGUCUGUCAGAACCUUCUGAUAUAGGUGAUGUAAAAUAACCGUACAAUAUUAAUGCAUGCUAUUCCAUAAUGCUUAGUGAGCUGUAUGAAUAUUACUCAAAGUUAUGUUAGUCUUUUUUUCUGACUUGGUUCUUGUCAGAUAGGUUUAAAGAUAUUUCACUGAGAACACAAAUUCUGUUUUUUUUCUCUCCUUGAUUUUGGGUGUUUUCAGUAUUUUGGAUAUAUACAUUUAACUUAAAAUUCAGUAUUAUUUGUUGGGGGCAAUUUUUUUUAUUAAUAAGGGCAGGCAUAGGGUUUGAAAUCAGAAAUCCAUGCCUGGUGGUAUUUUUUCCUUUGCUUAGAAGCAUCCAUAAGAACUCUUAAGAGCUUAUCUCAGAAGAAAAAUAAGACAUCAUUUCAAUGUAAGGAACAAUUCUCCAACUUGGAACUGACAUUGAAAGUGGUUUCUUCGUUGACAGUGUUUAAACCAGGUACCCAUGCUUGACCCUUCUUCACAUCAGACCUCCUCAUAUUAAAACAAACUUUUAAGAACCUUUUUAAAAACCCAACCUCAUGUGGCUAUUUAGUUUCAUGCACCGUUGCAAUUUUUUCCUUCAAAAGUCUGUAUAAACUUUGGGCCCGAUUCAUAAAUAGUCACUAGGCAUUAACAUAGGAUUUUGUUGUAUGAUUCUUACCCCAAAUUUGAGGUCCCCCUCCUCUGUCCCCAUGACAAGAACAAAUUUUAGCAUGUUAUUGUUACCAAGAGUUCACCUGAUUUCAUGUCCAUCAGGAGGCAGAACACCUUCAAUAUACACAUCAUUUGACAAGGGGAAGGAUCCCUAGAAGAUAAUAAGUUGAUGAGAGCAUCCUUAUUCUGCACUUUGCACAGAUAAGGGAUUUUUACUGUCCUGCUGAACAAAAAAAUAAUUCUCUUGGCCAUAGCAUAAUCUGCUAGACUUUGUGCAGAGGUUUUGUACUUCACUUCAUAAUCUUUCCGAGUGCAAAGCAAUGUUAGAGCAAAUACUUCUAAUUCAGUAUUUCACUAGAUUUCAUGUACUCAUUCCUGCAUCCUGCAUCCUCAUUUACAGCAAUGCCUCAAAUCAGUGAACUCCCACCACUACCCCAAGAUAGAAAGGAUGAAGCCAGGAAUCAUCAUGAUCUGUAGUAUAAAUGCAAGAGCUGAAAAAGACCUUGGCAAUUCCAUGUAGAGAAGGCAUUCUACUAAUCUGAUCUUGGAGAGCACAAAUAUUGACUAGAGCAAAGUGUCUGAGUGGACAGUCUCCCACCUGUACCUUCACUUUAGUUGCUACUGUAAGAAGGCAGGAAACUGAUUUUGCAGCCACUUUGCAGGCUUGCAAAAUGUGUUAGUGGGAACAUUCAGCAAAUGAGAAUACCCACAAUUGACCUGCUGUUGGCUUCUUUGCACAAUUAGACAGUCACCGGCUCACUUGCUCAGUUCUGCCAAUCAAAGUACUUAUGGACACAGUGCAACUCGCUCCCACUGAAGGCAGUGAUGGCCACCAACCUAGGUGGCUUUAAAAGAGGAUUAGACGAAUUCAUGGAGGAGGGGGCUAUCAAAGGUCCAUGAUGACUAUACUCUGAUUCGGCAUUUGGAGGCAGCAGUGCUUCUGAAUACCAGUUUCUGGAAACCACAGGAGGGGAGAGAGCUCUUGUGCUUGAAUCCAGCUUGUGGGUUUUCCAUAGGCAUCUGGUUGGCCACUGUGGGAACAGGAUGCUGGACUAGAUGGGCCAUUGGGCUUGAUCCAGCAGGCUCUUCUUCUGUUCAAAUAUUGAGAAAUUCUUUUUCAUUUUGGUGUAACAAAAUGGACAUGUGAGAGAUCUGCUGCAAAAUAACCUCAGCCCUGUGUUAAUACCCCUGUGUCUCUACUUUUUUAAUGAAUCGGGUCCCUUGUGCCUCUAGUAUCCUUGUAUUGACUCUCAGAGUUAUCAUUUUAGUUUUAUUAUGUUCUGUGAAAAUUUGCAAUUGGUUGAGAAUCACUGUGGGCAUCCAUUCUUUUUUCAACUAAAUCUCUGCAGGUUUUUGAGCUGGUGUGGAUUAGUUUAACUCUUGUAUUCAACCAUUAGUGCUACCACCCUCUCACAUUACAAUACGAUUACUGGAAGCAAGUACUGCAUUUCCUAUGCAACAAAAAAGGAAAAUAAAAAAUUGCUAAUGCUAA